Lactuca virosa is the source of this 429-nucleotide messenger RNA. Lineage: Eukaryota; Viridiplantae; Streptophyta; Magnoliopsida; Asterales; Asteraceae. The record is from the annotation of a GenBank genome assembly.
AUGCAAUCACCAGAAACUUAUCGAAGAUUGGUUGGUAAAUUGAACUUACUGGUUCACACAAGACCCGAUUUAGCCUUUGCUGUUCAACUGUUAAGUCAGUUUAUUUCUGACCCUCGAAUACCUCAUUUUGAUGCUGCUAAACAUGUUCUCAAAUACCUCAAUAAUGAUCCUAAUCAAGGUUUGUUCAUGAAUAAUAGUGAUGAUUCCACUUUACAUGCCUAUUGCGAUUCGGAUUGGGCUUCAUGUCCACAAUCUCGAACAAGUGUAAGUGGGUUUGCCAUUUUGCUUGGUGACAGUCCAAUUACAUGGAAAUCAAAGAAGCAAAUCACGGUAUCUCUUUCAUCCACAAAGGCAGAAUAUAGAAGCAUGCGUCGUGUCACUGCUGAGUUGGCCUGGUUAACUCGCUUAUUCACACAAGACCCGAUUUAG